GCGGGGAGCACUAGAGAAGAAAAAGCAAAAGCGACGUCGAUGGCGCAACUGAGUCAAAACUUGACUGUUCAAAUUAUAUCGUUCUGCAGAUGUGGAGCUCAAGACUUGCUUGUUGCCUAGCAACUAGAUUAAGAUGAAGUGACUCGUGACGAGUUUCCUAGCAACAUCACUCCAUACUUUUGUUAUCGAACAUAAUGAUUAGACUUCCGAUACGGUGCAUGUCAAUCGCGCUCGCGCUGUGGCCUCUCUCGCUUGAAGUGUUGGGAAGUUUUGGUUUACAUUAUCCGUGUCACCUGACCCAUCGGAUUUGCUUUUCGUAGCAUAGCCAAAUCAGAUAGUCAACAAUGAUUAGCUUAUUAGUUCUCUUCUUGGCUCUUGUUGGUCGCUCCUGCUGCCUAAAUGGUCGUGGACUCACACCUCUUGAUUCAGCAUCAUUUGACAAGAUAACUUCAAAAUUCAAAGCAACUUUGAUGAAGUUUGACACCUACUACCCAUAUGGCCCUGAGCAUGAUGAAUUUGUCAAGCUAGCAUCCAGCAGUGCAGACAUUGAUGACUUCUUAGUGGCAGAGGUUGGAGUAAAGGACUAUGGUGAUCUUGAAAACCAAGAUAUGCUGCAGAAGUUCAAGAUCUCAAAGGAGGAUCUACCAGUUGUACAACUCUAUUUUCCAGACGGUCGGCCGGCCAUUCGUUUCACAGGCAGUAUCAAGGAGAGCGCGCUGCGCCGGUUCGUCCGGUCGGCGGGUGUGGCGCUGCCGCUGCCGGGCACCCUGCCGGAGCUGGACGAGCUGGCCGCCCGGCUGGUGUCCGCGGUCGGCUCCUCAGAGACCGCCACAGCCCUCCUGGAGGAGGCAGAGACGCUGGUGGACUCGGCGCCGGGGAGGAGGAAGGAUGCGGCGCGAUACUACGUGCGCGUGAUGAAGGAGGUGAUGGAAAAGGGGCACCAGUUCGUACAGAAGGAGGAGGACCGACUGAAGGCGCUACUGGAAGGGAAGCUGUCCCAAAAGAAACGGGCCGAGAUGGAGGCCAGGCUGAACGCUCUGCAGGCUUUCACGGCGCCUGCAGUGGGUGAGAAAGAUGAGUUGUGAGACAAUAGUUUGAUGUUUCGGAGGAUGGACAAUUGGUUAACGAGAUUGGUGAUGAGUUUAGACAGUAUUAGACAUUGACAAGAUGUGUGGUUUCACGCAAAUGUGUUUGAACGUAUGGACAUGGACGUAUAACUUAUCGACGUUCUAGACAUUCAUUCUAAGACGUAUAGGUAUUUUCAGCUAGAAAACAAGACGUUUUAGGUAACCACGAACUAUAUGCUGCACACCGCGUAGAUAUAGGUUGUCGCAUUAGGGUGACGGGUACUGUAUGAUUGUGGAGGUACUGAACUGUUAUGUAUUUAUCGACGAUGUGACGGCGACGUAAUCGAAUAAUGUGUUAUUUCGGUGAUACCUGUCCGAUGCCAAUGCCAUGUGAUGAUAACCGGAUCCGUCCAAACUCAAACUGUUAUUUCGCAUGCAUGCUGUAUUUUUGUCCUUGGAUGUUACUGCCGCACAGUUUGUGAUUGUUUCUAUUAGUGUGCGGGUUUUUGUUUCACGUUACCAUUUGUGGCGUCUGUUUCAUUCAUUCGGUGUUUGGCGUUGUUUGUUCACUUUUAUAAAUAAAGGUCAAAAUUAAAUGGUC
Amphibalanus amphitrite is the source of this 1668-nucleotide messenger RNA. RefSeq names its product endoplasmic reticulum resident protein 29-like. Gene Ontology annotation, biological process: protein secretion. NCBI's taxonomy places the organism in Eukaryota, Metazoa, Arthropoda, Thecostraca, Balanomorpha, Balanidae. Gene Ontology annotation, cellular component: endoplasmic reticulum lumen; endoplasmic reticulum. Bases 345 to 1085 code for a protein of 246 amino acids. The transcript has 4 exons. The record is from RefSeq and is a predicted model, not a curated record.